Frankliniella occidentalis (western flower thrips) is the source of this 2068-nucleotide messenger RNA. Its product is annotated as cytochrome P450 4C1-like. Gene Ontology annotation, molecular function: iron ion binding; oxidoreductase activity, acting on paired donors, with incorporation or reduction of molecular oxygen; heme binding. The coding region runs from base 243 to 1796 and encodes 517 amino acids. Lineage: Eukaryota; Metazoa; Arthropoda; Insecta; Thysanoptera; Thripidae. The transcript has 5 exons. The record is from RefSeq and is a predicted model, not a curated record.
UCGAGGAGGCAGCUCCAGACUCCAGGAGUGUCUCCGGUGCCUCCCGGUGUCUCCCGGUGGGUCCGGUCGGUCCCGCCGCGACCUGCACCGCUCAGACCGCACUCCCAGCGCGCGAGGCCGGUGGGCUGCCUACGCUGCGGGCGAGUUGCUCCGCUGCCGCCCGCGCCGCCUAAGCCCUCCCCGGUAGAGUGCGUCACGUCAUCCACCCCCCACAGACUACCCCGAGCAGCAGUACCACCACCAUGGGCGUGGUGCUGACGGCCCUGUGCGCGGUGUGCGCCGUGCUGCUGGCGCCCUACGCGCUGCGCCUAUGGCGGCACUUUCGGGAGGUGGUGCGCGCCAUGUACCUGACGAGGAACGUCCCCGGACCGCCGUCGCUGCCGCUGCUGGGUUGCGUGCCCACCUUCCUGGGGGUGUGGACCGACAUGCACGGCACCAUGCACCGCCUGCUGCAGAGCUACGGCACCACCUUCCGCAUGCAGGUCCUGGACCGCGUCACCCUGGUCGUCAUGGACCCGGACGACGUGCAGGCCGUGUGCACGCACCCGGCGCUGGCCAACAAGGCCAAGCCCUACAAGCUGCUGGAGAACCACCUCGGCAGCGGGCUCAUCAACAUGAACGGGCCGGCCUACAAGCGGCACCGCAAGGCCAUCACGCCGUCGCUGCACCUCGACAUCCUGCAGGACUUCGUGCCCGUCUUCGCCAAGAACGCCGAGGCGCUGGCGCGCCGCCUGCGGCAGCACGCCGACUCCGGGGCGCCGUUCAACUCGUCGCCCGAGUUCGGCAUGUUGACCAACAUGACCAUCAUGGAGACGGUCAUGUCCAUGGGCAACGAGGGCGCCUCUGAAAACGAGUACGUCGACAUGGCCAACGUGCUCGACGAAGCCAGCACGCUCAUCAUGUGGCGCGCCAUGCGGCCCUGGUGGGAGAACGACGCGGUGUUCACGCUGUGCUCCCGCUACAAGGCCUACAACGAGACGGCCAGCACGAUGAACGAGAUGGUCACGCGCAUCCUGCACACCAAGUCCGCAGAGGUGUCCCGCGGCGACCCCGCGCCGCCGCGCCGCCGCAUGGCCUUCCUGGACCACGUGCUGCGCUCGUCGGAGGGCGCCAACAUGAGCGGCGACGAGCUGCGCGACGAGCUCAAGACCUUCCUCUUCGCCGGCUCCACCACCUCCAUGGACUUCCUGUCGCUCGUCGCGCUCGCCCUCACCAUGUUCCCGGACAUACAGAGCCGGGUGCAGCAGGAGGUGGACGAGGUGUUCGGCGCGCCGGGGACGGAGGGCGCGGACAGGCCGAUGGUGUCCGAGGACCUCGGCCACCUGCAGUACACGGAGCGCGUGCUGCGCGAGGUGCUGCGGUACGCGCCGCCGGUGCCGCUCAUGUUCCGCUCGGCCGCGGAGGACGUGAAGCUGCCGUCGGGCACGCUGGUGCCGCGCGGCUGCAUGGUGUGCCUGGUGCCCGCGGGCACGCACCGCAUCCCCGAGCACUUCCCGGACCCGCUGCGCUUCGACCCGGACCGCUUCCUGCCCGAGCAGAGCCGCGGCCGCCACCCCUUCGCCUACAUCCCGUUCAGCGCGGGCACCCGCAACUGCGUGGGCCAGCGGUACGCGCUCAUGUUCUCCAAGACGAUCGUCGCGACGCUCGUGAGGCGCUUCACCUUCGUGCGCGCGCCCGGCGGGCCCAAGGACUUCGGCGAGGUGAGCGUCGUCCCCGGCAUCACCAUCUCGGUGCGCGGCGGGGCCGUGGUGUGUGUGCAGCACCGUGUGCAGCACCGCCAGCGGGCCGCGGCCUAGCUCCCGCUCCCGUCCCCCCGCGCGCGUGGACGACAACCAAAGCCAAAGAUUGACAGGGACGAGAGAGAGACCCACACCACGCCGGCUCCAUCCCUCAAGCGCUCUCCGAGAAGCCGUCGCUUGUUAUACGAGUAAAUGACUUAUGUAAAUGUGCCUACUGUACACAAUGCCACGCAGGAGCAGAUACUGUUUAAUCUUGUCAUUGUCUGCUCAUUAUAAUUAUUUUUUUUCGACAACAAGAAAAAAAGAGUACAACUAGUCACUGAGGUCCA